Schistocerca serialis cubense is the source of this 932-nucleotide messenger RNA. RefSeq lists its product as uncharacterized. Bases 135 to 905 code for a protein of 256 amino acids. The record is from RefSeq and is a predicted model, not a curated record. Lineage: Eukaryota; Metazoa; Arthropoda; Insecta; Orthoptera; Acrididae. The transcript is spliced from 2 exons.
UCUUCUCCCACCACUAAACAGCAUCAUUCGACUGCACCCUGGUGGCUGUAUUUCGAAGCAGUUUUCGUGUUGUGCUAGUGACUGCUGAUGUGUGUCGUUCGACUUCCAAGUUAUUUUUCCAAUUUAUUUGAAAAAUGUUAAAAAAGUGGUCUACAGUAACAAUUGUGCACUUUUUAGAACUAUACGAAGAGCGACCAUGCUUAUGGAAUCACAAAUAUGAAUCGUACAAAGAUCGUAAUAUGAGAGAGCAUGCCCUUUUAGAAAUUGUAAAUUAUAUGCGGAAAAUAGUCCCCGACUGCAACUUGGCACUUGUUAAAGCAAAAAUUAGGAGUAUUAGAAAUGCAUACAUUAACGAAUAUAAUAAAAUUUUAAAAUCUCGGAAAAAUGGUGCGUCUGCAGAUGAUGUCUAUAAACCAACUGUUGGUUGGUAUGCUACAGCAGACAGGUUCCUGAAAUAUGUCGUGGAAACACGAGAAGCAAAGGACACUCUGGAAAAUGAGGGAUCAAUUGAUAUAAAAGAAGACAAUAUUUCUGUUCAUUCACCAGGGUCACCCAUGACAGAACAGCCACAACAGGAACCUCAGAGCUGUAUAAAAAGGAAGUAUCCUUUCCACAGCAAAGAACCAGAGAAAAGACCCAAGAGCAAUCAGAAAGUGGAAGCUGUUACAGAAGCUGUUGCGGUAUUAAGAGAAAUAACUGAAAAAGUGGAAGAACUGAAGCAGGACGAACUGGAUGCAUUUGGGAAAACAGUAGUAGCGUAUCUCAGAAAAAUGCCAGAUGAUGUUGCAUUGGACUGCCAGGCUGAAAUAAUAAACUACUUAAUUUCUCAAAAAAAGGCUUUGCUGCAAAGUGCAGAUGGAAGCAACAUUCACAGUGUAUCAGGUACUUCUGCCUCAUCAGACUGAAUAAAAUAAAUUAUAUUUUAAUGAAAA